This is a messenger RNA of Alosa alosa (allis shad), 2279 nucleotides long. RefSeq names its product polymerase (DNA directed), lambda (gene poll). Gene Ontology annotation, biological process: double-strand break repair via nonhomologous end joining. Gene Ontology annotation, molecular function: DNA-directed DNA polymerase activity; DNA binding. The record is from RefSeq and is a predicted model, not a curated record. The coding region runs from base 142 to 1854 and encodes 570 amino acids. Gene Ontology annotation, cellular component: nucleus. NCBI's taxonomy places the organism in Eukaryota, Metazoa, Chordata, Actinopteri, Clupeiformes, Clupeidae. The transcript is spliced from 9 exons.
GUAGUAUUUUUUUUUUAAACUAACACCAGAGCCCGUCUACGGACAGAGCUCCACCAGAGCCCGUCUGGCUCCCUGGCUCCACAGUGUAUUUUAUCGUGGGUCAGUGUUGAAGUGUCUACGGGAUCUCCAUGUCUUGGCAAAAUGGAGGCCCACGGUAUUUUAAAAGCCUUUCCAAAAGUGAAGCGAUUAAAGGUCGCCGAGACCAAGGGUGCACCUCCACCCAAGAAGAAGUCCGAUGAAAUUGUAACAGGCACUGGGUUCCAAGGUGUCUCCAUAUACAUCCUUCCAGCUGGCAUUGGGAAAGCCAGAUGUGAGAUCUUCCAGAGACAGAUCACCCAGAAUGGGGGAAAGAUUGAGCAAGCGCUAGGCCCUGGUGUGACCCAUGUCAUUGUGGAGGAUACCAUGGACUGUGAGCGAGCUUUGAGGCUGCUGAAACAAGACGCCUUGUCUUCCUCAGUCAAAUUGGUGAAGUGUUCUUGGCUGAGCAUGUGCAUAUCUGAAAAACGGUUACUGGACACUACAGCCCACUGUCUUCUUCUUCCAGACAGGGACAUGCAAGACAAUAAAAGCAAGGCAAAAGAAGACCCUGUUAAAAACAACGCUACCAAAGAAGAUAUGACACAACAGCAUAACUUCCAAUCAGUGCAUGAAGACCCAGCGGAUACGAUGACGCAAACACAAACGCAGGAACGUAAGGACAACUACAGGGAUGAGGAUGGCGUGUCCCAAAAUGACCUGGAUGCACUGAUGGGUGGCCAUCACCCUACAGAAGGUCCCUCGAGCCCACCGGACACCACGGUUGCUACCGCCCCUGCCACUCCACAGCCCAGCCUGCCUGGGAAGUGGGUGUGUGCCCAGUCUUCCGUCACCAAGGGCAACAACCACAACAAGCACCUGACAGACAAGCUAGAGCCUCUGGCCAAGGCCUACACACACAAGGGGGACAGGUGGCGUGCCCUGGGCUACUCCAAAGCCGUCAACGCCCUGAAGAGUUACCACAAGCCAGUCACGUCUUAUGAGGAAGCGUGUCAGAUCCCAGGCAUCGGCCACAAAAUGGCUGACAAGAUUAUGGAGAUCAUGGAGAGUGGACACCUGCGCAAGCUGGACCACAUGGGGGACGACGUGCCCGUGCUAGAGCUGUUCACCAACAUCUGGGGCGUGGGAGCCAAAACCGCACACCUGUGGUACCAGAUGGGGUUUCGCACCUUGGAUGACAUCCGUACCAAAGCAACUUUAAAUCACACACAGCAAAUUGGCCUGAAACACUACGACGACUUUCUGGAUCGAAUGCCACGCGAAGAAGCAGCUGCCAUCGAGAAGACGGUCCGGGAUGCCGCUCAUGUUGUAGACCCAGGGCUGGUGUCGGUGGCCUGUGGCUCCUACCGUCGAGGAAAGGCCACGUGCGGAGACGUGGAUGUCCUCAUCACUCACCCGGACGGAAAGUCUCACAGGGGCAUCUUCAGUAAAGUCCUGCACAUCCUGCAUCAGAGUGGCUUUCUCACGGACGACCUGGUGAGCAACGAGGACAAUGGUGAGCAGAAGAAGUACAUGGGCGUAUGCCGGUUACCCGGCUCCAGGCAGCGUCACCGGCGCCUGGAUGUGAUCGUAGUGCCGCACAGCGAGUUCGCCUGCGCGCUGCUAUACUUUACGGGCUCGGCCCAUUUCAACCGUUCCAUGCGGGCCCUCGCCAAAACCAAGCACAUGAGCCUGUCCGAGCACGCGCUCAACUGCAAUGUGGUCCGCCAGGGCACCGCCAAGGUGGGAGUGGGCAGCCCACUGCCCACACACAGCGAGAAGGACGUCUUCACUCACCUGGGUGUCCCGUACAGGGAACCCCACGAGAGAGACUGGUAGUGUGAUGAUGGGAUUUGGGGAAGAGGGAUUUUUUUUUUUCCUGAAUCGGGACUUCUGUGGAGAUAUUUUAAGGUUUCUUUGGGAAAUGAUCCGUGUUGGUAUGUGACGUGUGUGUUCCUAUUUAAGAUGAUGUUGGUAACAGUUAAGGGAUACUGAGGACUUUUCAGAAACUGAGAGGAGUGCACAGCAAACCAUCAUGUUGAGUUUUUUUCUCAGUUUUCCACAAAACAUUUGCAGGGGAAUGUGUAUUGGUAAAUUUUUAACACUGUUCAGCGCAAGAAUGUAGAUUAAGAACCUAGCUGUCAUGGUUUAUGACCAUGAAGUUAUCUAUAUUUUUAAAACUGUAUGCAUGUCUUAAAUUGAGUGUAUGUAGAUUGUUUGCUGCUUAUACCUGAAGUACAAGUAAAAAAGAAACUGCAAAAUGG